Molecule: messenger RNA, 1546 nt
Organism: Triticum aestivum (bread wheat)
Lineage: Eukaryota; Viridiplantae; Streptophyta; Magnoliopsida; Poales; Poaceae
Exons: 2
Coding region: 97-1215 (372 amino acids)
Molecular function (GO): protein binding
Source: RefSeq, a predicted model, not a curated record
CGGCAGUCCACUCUGCUAAUCAGCACGCGCGCGCACACACACUCGACCGGCCCUCCACUUUUCCCCACCCGAAACCCUCGCGUCCGCCGCCGCACCAUGCCGCCGCCGCCGCCGGUGCUGCUGGACGAGCUCGUCGAGGAGGUGCUCCUCCGCAUUCCGCCGGACGAGCCCGCAUGCCUCGUGCACGCCUCCGCCGUCUGCAAGCCCUGGCGCCGCAUCCUCGCCGGCCGGCGCUUUCGCCGCCGCUACUGCGAGUUCCACGGAACGCCUCCCAUCCUGGGACUCUUCCAUCAGCGCGUCCGCUUCGUCCCCACCUCCGCCCUCCUCCCCGCCCAUUCCGGCCUCCCCGACUGGUUUACCAUGGACUGCCGCCACGGCCGCGCCCUCUUCGCCCACAUCGCCAACGACGAGAGCACCCUUGACCUCAUCGUGUUGGACCCUGUGACGGGCCACCAGCGCCGCGUGCCCUGGCCCCAUGACGACUGGACCAAGUGCAGUGCGGCGGUGCUCUGCGCCGUACAAGGCUGCGACCACCACAGUUGCCAAGACGGCCAUUUCUUUGUGGCCUUCGUCGUGACCAAAAAGAGAAAAGUCUCAUUGGGCUGGCUCUACUCAUCCGAGACUCGCAUGUGGAGCAACCUCAAUUCUCUUCAUCACCCCAAUGUCAAAUUUACCAAUGACUUUGGUGAGUCUAGCGUCCUUUUGGGCGACGCUCUCUACUUCAAUGGUGGUCGCAUCAUGGAGUGCCAACUUGGUACGCUCCGCCUGUCAUUGUUCGAGAAGCCAAUCGAUCGCUAUGGGAUUCUCAUGACAGCGGAGGACGGUAGGCUGGGAUUCGCUGCUGUGGUGGAUGUUACAAAUCUAACACUCUGGUCGAGGGAGGCCGGACCCGAGGGAGCCAUGGGAUGGACAACACUCAGGGUAAUUGAUCUUAAGAUGCUACUCCCUCAUGACAACCUCUCGAUCAGAAGUUUCGAAACAACUGAAUAUAUCCCAACAUUUGGAGGUGCGGUCUAUGAGUUUCGGUGUCCUUGGGUGAGUGGCUUCGCGGAGGGCACACAGAUCAUUUUUAUUACCACAAGUGUUGGUUCCUACAUGGUCGAUCUCAAGACAGGGCGAGUCAGCAAGGUGUCUGAUCCUGGCAGACUAUUCUUUCCCUUCAUGAGCUUCUACAUCCCAGCAAUGGAAGCAGCUUCUACAAGCCAGGGGCAAUGAGCUGGUGUUUCAAGUGCUUGGCAAGCUCGAGUUGCUGGAUUAACGAGAUGGUAAUAGUGAUGUUAGAUAUGGAUAGAUGGCACAAAGUGUGGCUUUGGAUCUGUAAGGUUGCUGUUGGUGUUGGUCUUAGUUCAUGGAACUUUGUUUAACAGGUUGUUGCCUUCUGCCUUCUGUACUUGCAGUUUGGAGGAACUUUAUUUAAGAAGUUACUGCUUCCGCACUUAAUUUCUAAGCAGGCUUUAGCUUGAUCAAGGAAAAACACCAGGUCUUCAAGAUCUUUUUUUUUCCAUUCUUGACAUGUCUGUGUCUCUCUUCUUCGGGAAAGGUGACU